Nannochloropsis gaditana CCMP526 is the source of this 717-nucleotide messenger RNA. RefSeq lists its product as uncharacterized. Bases 1 to 717 code for a protein of 238 amino acids. The record is from RefSeq and is a predicted model, not a curated record. The transcript has a single exon.
AUGCUCGAACCGGAAUGUCGAGGGAUGGUCUUGAAUGAAGCCGCUGCCUCAGUCAAAUCAAAUGGGAGCGACUUGGACGAUGAUGUGAGUGACCGGGAUGCGCCCCCACCACCCCCUACGCCCUUGCACACCGACCCUCGUGGGCAGCGAAACAAAGGUGAUAUCCUGGAGUCCUUGCUCGAGAUAAGCUUGGAUAACGAGGAGGGCGACAUCGGUGGGUCCAGGAGCACGACCUCGGAUUUACCCCAGGUUAAAAAUGAGCCAUCGGCCGCGCGCACUAUGCUUGAACUCAAAGACAUUGCUCGGAUGCGGCAGCAUGUCAACGUCCUGGAUCCUGUUCCGUCUCGAGGCGGGUUUGCAGCAAUGAAGCGAGGGGCAUUAGGGGGGAGAGGAAUUGAAAGAGGAGGGCAAUUGACGUCCGCCGUGUCUUCGGCUUUAGAGCAGGCUACCGCAUCCUUUGGAGAAGAGACAGGAUCCCUCGCUGCUUUUGAGCGUAUGCAGCGGAUCAAAGGCGGCAAAGGUGGUGGGAAAGGUGGGGUUCACGGCAUCAUGGAUAGCAGGGGCUCCGGACGCAAGGCUGUCUUAUCCAGCAAGGCUCGUCAGCGAAGAAUAGCGGGAAGCGAGAAGGAGGAAGCCUACAACGACAAAUUGAACGGCCGAAUGGUAAAGCACAACAAGCGGAAGGAGCGCAUGGAAAGGCUGAGGCGCAUGUAUUGA